Gasterosteus aculeatus aculeatus (three-spined stickleback) is the source of this 2588-nucleotide messenger RNA. RefSeq names its product stromal cell derived factor 4 (gene sdf4). Lineage: Eukaryota; Metazoa; Chordata; Actinopteri; Perciformes; Gasterosteidae. Gene Ontology annotation, molecular function: calcium ion binding. Gene Ontology annotation, biological process: calcium-ion regulated exocytosis. The record is from RefSeq and is a predicted model, not a curated record. Gene Ontology annotation, cellular component: endoplasmic reticulum.
AGAAAACUAAAUUUGUAGCAGCAUUAGCAUCUACUCGGUGACCCGUUGCAUUGACAGCUCGAGUGAACUCACUGGGACAUCGGACAGACCAAUCAGAGCCCGACCUGUAUCGCUUUGGAGGAGCUUUGACAACCAGUCGUCCCACAUUCAGGAGUCGGCGAGUUUUGGGAGGCAACGUGUACAGGAACUGGUGUCUUGACAGCUCGCCUGACAAAACCAGUUCGAGUAGGAAGUCAAGCUAACGUUAGCCAGCUGCAAACCAUGGCCGUUUGGAGGAAACUGUGGUGCAGAAACCUCCUGUCGGUGUCCCUGCUCGUCUUCGUCCUGCUCCACGCCAUGGAUGUGCACGCACGGCCAGCCAACAUGUCCGCCGCUAAAGACAAGUCUCCAGCCACCAAGGACGAGAACGAGAUCCUCCCCGCGGACCACCUGAACGGGGUGAAGAUGGAGUUGGAUGGCCACCUCAAUAAGGACUUCCACCAGGAGGUUUUUCUGGGUAAAGAGAUUGAGGAGUUUGAGGAGGACUCUGAGCCAAGGAGGAACAGGAAGAAGCUGAUUGACAUUUUCACCAAAGUGGAUUUCAACAAGGACAAGAGUGUUAGCGCCAAGGAGAUGCAGCGCUGGAUUAUGGAGAAGACCGACGAGCACUUCCAGGAGGCCAUGGUCGAGAACAAGAACAGCUUCCGUGCCGUUGACCCAGAUGGCGACGGUCAUGUGACAUGGGAUGAAUACAGAGUCAAAUUUUUGGCCAGCAAAGGUUUCAAUGAAAAGGAAACGGCUGAGAAGAUAAAGAAUAACGAAGAUCUGAAACUUGACGAGGAAACUCAGGAGGUUCUGGAAAGCCUGAAGGACCGCUGGUUCCAGGCUGACAACCCUCCAGGUGACCAGUUGCUGAAUGAACAGGAGUUCCUUUCCUUCCUUCAUCCCGAGCACAGCAGGGGGAUGCUCAGAUACAUGGUCAGGGAGAUUGUGCGCGACUUAGACCAGGAUGGCGAUAAGAAGUUGACGCUGUCAGAGUUCAUCUCUCUGCCUGUGGGCACCGUGGAGAACCAGCAGGCCCAGGACAUCGACGAUGACUGGGUCCGAGAGAGGAAGAAGGAGUUUGAAGACGUCAUUGACUCGAACCACGAUGCCAUUGUGACCAUGGAGGAGCUGGAGGAGUACAUGGACCCGAUGAACGAGCACAACGCUUUGAACGAGGCCAAGCAGAUGAUCGCCGUCGCCGAUGAAAACCAGAAUCAUAAUUUGGAGCUGGACGAGAUCCUCAAGUACAGCGAAUACUUCACGGGCAGCAAGCUCAUGGAUUACGCCAGAAAUGUUCACGAGGAGUUCUGAGGACACACUUUCCCUCUCGGUCCUCUCAGAAAGCCAGGGUGACGUCUGCUUCAGAGACCAGGUCGCUGGGAGCAGCGGGGAGGGGGGGUGGGGGUGCUCAGGCAAACCAAUGAUGGGAGGUUUUAGUGUGCAAUUUUCUGAUUUUAACCGCUGACUCCAAUAAUAGAUCCUUCCUUCAGCCCUGGACUUUAUGCCAGCUAUCAAACUUAACAUGGUCGGCCUUUUAUUUUAGACGUCGGGCUGUUCUGAAAAAUGAAUUAUUCUCAUAUUGUGUACAAGUGUAUAUGAGGACUUUAAACCCUGACUAGAUAUUGUCGUUCCCGUCGCAGUGGGGAGAGCGACUGGAUCCGUCUUUCUAGCCGGCGUUUCUGUCUACAGCGUAAAUACUCACACACACCAAUGCCUCUGGCAAGGGAGAAAAGAAAUGUAUAUAAUGCUGCUAAAAGGAAAAACCCUUAUGUUAUAUUAUGGUGACGCACACUCAAAUUUGCCCAAAUUCAAAAAGGGGUUUUGUCAUCAUGGGGGAGGGAGGGGGGGGGGGGUCCAUUAGUUUCCUGUAUAGAUUGUAUCCGUCCUACUUACUUACAACACGGUGAGAAAAAAGAAUAAGAAUAACUCGCUGAUUCCUCUCGGUCAUCAUUAACGAUUUAAUGGCAAUGAACUGAGUGGGAACAAUGUACCUUUCUUCCUUGCAGAUAUUUUGACUUGCUGAAGGAAAAGCCCGUGCUUUCACAUGACCCGUGUCAGGUCAAAAUGUAUGGAAAGGCCUUUUGUUUUGAUCUCGGCUAAAGGCGAUCCAAUUGUGGAUCAAUGAUGCGGCUGCAGAUGAAGUUAUUUAUUUUACUUGUAUAAUUUGGAUGAGCCUCAUCUUUGAACUUUUUUUUUGCUUAAUUGCUGUAAGAGGGUGGUCCUUGUGUGAAAGCUUACUCUUCAUAACGUUUACUUGUAAGCUGCAACACUUUUGGUUCAUCUUUACAUUUUCACUUGUUUGCAAAUGCAUGGUCAAACAAUGUCAUUACAAUUCCCUAAUUUGUGAACUGUUUGGAUACGGUGUUGGAUUGACAUAGCUUUAUAAAAUAUAUUGCAAAUGUACUGAUAAUAAAUAUUUCUUAUGAAUUAAAUAGCACCUGGGUUUCUUCAAUUUGGUAUUUUUCAGGGAUGCAAAUAAGAAUUACCUCCAUUACAGAUCAAUCACACUGUUAACAAAAUGGGAAAAGCUUGUAAAAAAUUUCAGUUUUUACCAUUAAAUACUU